AGAUAUGCGUUCUCCUAUCACAUGCCUUCAAUAUGACUCGACCGUUGCACUCAAUCAUUGAACGCAAUAGUGGUAGAAUGCAUGAUAUCUUUCGCCGUGUAUUCGUAAAGGAUUUUAAGGUGCGCAGAUCAAAUGAUUGGCCAAUGUGUCCGAUUUGAAACAAUGAUGUGAUUUUACACGGCAGUUUCAAUUUUCUUGAGAAAUGAAUGGAAAAGAAAACACAUCAUAAAAAAGUCAAACUUUUAGUCUCAGUAAUUAUUUAAAUUGACACUAGUAAACAUCUGUCAUCCACAUGCCAAUAUGGAAGGAAAACCAAGAGCUUCGAUGACUUGUAAAGGUCGCUUGACAGUCCGAUUUAUAUUUUUCAGUUUUAUGACAAUGGUUGUCAUAGUUUUGGUUAAUUUAAUUGAAUCAUCCAUUCGCAUUUCUACUGAUAGAGCCGUUUCAUUUAAAAUGAAGUCAGGCUUCAGCCACAUGUUAGAUUUGUACUUAACAAACUCAACGAUAUUAAAAACAAACAUACUUUUUGGAUCAUCAGAUGUCGCCUACAGUAAGUCUAGUUUCGACGAGAAGCAAAUUACUCGUUCAAACCUGGAAACAAGUAUGGCCUCCAGCAAUCUACAACACCUACAUCUGAGUGUUACCGCUUACAGAAAAGAUACCUUUGCUGAUCUGAAUUUAACACGAACCGAAACAAGCACAAAGGAGAUUAUAACAAUAGAAUCUAAAAUGAAAAAUGUACACCGUGGAAGAAACGAGAUGCCGCAUAAUAAAAAUGAGCGCCAGAGAGAGUGCGAUAAUUGUUUUAAACAUGAUUUUGAAUAUUAUAUUCAGAACGACCACAUCUGCAACACAUCGGCAAUGCACGAACAAAUUGAUCUUCUGAUACUUGUUACUACUGUGCACAAGAAUGGCUUCGUUCGGGAGGCAUUACGGACCACGUGGUUGUCAUGCACGAAAAACAAUACUGCAAAUGUGAGGCACGUUUUCCUUCUAGGAAAAACAUUUGACAAUAGGUUACAGGAAUCUGUAAUGAGAGAAAAUGAUAUAUAUCACGAUAUCGUUCAGGAGAUGUUUAUCGACACUUACCAAAAUCUUACUUACAAAACAAUAAUGGGUUUUAAAUGGGCCUCUACCAAAUGUUCUAAUGCACAUUUUGUUAUGAAAACAGACGAUGACAUGUGGGUAAAUGUACCUUCGUUAGUGAAGUUGUUGUCGGAAAGCGACUUGGCAAACUAUUUACAAACAGGUCUGACCGGCGAUUGUAUGGCAAACAAAUCACCCAUCAGGAAUAAUAAUUCCAAAUGGUACGCGUCUUUAAUUUCGUAUCCUGACGUGUCAUAUCCACAUUUUUGUUCAGGGACUGGAUACAUGACCAGCAUUAAGGUUGUAUCCGAAAUUUACAAUGUUUCUCCGAACGUGCCUUUCUUCCAUCUAGAAGACAUCUAUGUUGCUUUGUGCGCGCGGCGACUCGGGUUAUCGGUAAAGAAAACUGUAGGUUUCUACGCAGGACACAGACUCAAUGUAUGUGAUCACAAAAAGGAUGACGUCUUAACAGUACAUCAAGUAACGCCUUCAAAGUUAGCUGAGAUAUGGAAGACGCUUUGCAGCCCCAAAUGAGAGAGGCAGUUACAGCCAUAAUGAUACGCAAAUAAUAAAUAUUUGGAUCAUUUGAUGACCAUUUGCUUGCCUAACUUCAUUUACUCAAUCUAGUAUAUUGUUGUGUUAUUAAGAAAAGUGUAGUCAGUGAUAAUUUAGUUGAACAAAGACUGAACCAAUAUCUAUUCCUAUUAUGAGUUAGUUCUGUUAGUUGAUUUUCACAAAUAUUUCGUCCUUUGUUGUGAUUGAUGAAAGGCAAUAUUUAAAUUUUCUUCUUGUAUAUUAUAUAAGAAAGCCAUAUUAGCUAAAUAGACUUUUUAGGCUUUACAUCACCUGUCUGAAACCACAACAUGUAAGUGCUGAGUAUUACCAAUAUUUUUUAGAUCAUUUUUUGGGGAAUAAGGUAAUUGUAUUAUUUUAGUAUUACCUUUAUUGUAAUAUUCAAAUUUUAUUUUACGCUAAUGUUUUUGUUAGUAUUGAAUGUUAAUUUUUGUACGUUUUGUAAUUUGAUUAUAUCAAAUAUACGUUUGCUAUGUGGAAUGGAAAGUUUUAAUCAAAAUUAAGACCUUUUGAUGGAUAACGUUUACAAUUUAUAAUUCAAUAGAUUGUUUUGACAAUUAAUUUUAUGUUUAAAAAUACAACUUAGUAUUUACAUCAAUACAUUCUUUAUUUUCCCACAUUCUACAUCACGCUAGGACGUAUAUACCCUAUGUAUAAUGUACAGAAUUGCCUAUAGUUUAAAAAGAGCGUGGUAAAUAUGUUAUGGUAACGUGAUUCUUUUGUAUAUUUGCCAUUAUUGGCACGUGUGGUUAUAAUUUAAACAUGAGCGCGAUUUUGCGAUAAAAUACUUUAUGCAUAUAACAAAGUUUUUAUGUAUUUCAUUGUCAUCCAAACGCUUAUUAAUAAUUCAAGUUUUUCAGUGAGCGUGUAUGACUAUGUAAGGUUGGCGAUUUUAUGUUGAAAUCAUGACUCACCAGCAUUAACCAUUAUGCGUUAGUAUUGUUUUAAAUAUCGUAACGAUGAAUGUAUAAGUUUCCAUAUUGAACUCGGGUAACACCGAUUUAAAAGAAAUCUCUGUCUACAUACGGUUACCGAGUCAUUAGAUUCAGAAAACACAUUCACGAACACUACGGAGUAAGAAUUUUCAAUACAAUUCGAGCUUGUAUUGAUUCUAAUGGACGUUAUCCGGAUCUCCACACGUUUGGAAAACAACCAAUAUGCAGGUACAAACAACGCUGUCCAACUUUAUCCACCAAUCAAAGUUGCGUUCAAUUAAUAACGUGUGUGUGAUGAGGGGUGCGAUUUUGAUUUUUGUAUUUAUUAUGUCCGUUUUGUUUGUACUCACAUACGAGUGACUUGUUUUCCAAAGCCUAGUCCAUUCCAGUGUAAGUGUAUCGCUAAUGAGUAUCAGACCAAUGUUGCUGAGCAAUAAUAUUGUGUUGCGGUUGAGUAUGUUGUGCUUUGGUUGUAUUGUAAAAUAUAUUAAUAUACUUUAUGGUAUGACACUUUUUUUACUGUUUUGUUGCGCAUAUUUUAUACGGUGUACGAAGUAUACGCUACUUUUAAAAUUCAUUACAAGCAUUUUAUAACGACGAGGUAUAUGAUAAACUGACAUAUAUAAUUACAUAUUAGUUACCCAGGUUAAAAGUAUACGUUUUGAAAGCAGGAAUCUGUUUUAUUCAAUGUAAAUACUUCUGAUUCAGGAUGUUGGGAGUGAAUUGUAAAACUAUACCAUGUUGUUUGUAUAAUAAAUUGAAAACGUCAAA
This is a messenger RNA of Dreissena polymorpha, 3365 nucleotides long. Its product is annotated as beta-1,3-galactosyltransferase 1-like. Bases 301 to 1620 code for a protein of 439 amino acids. The record is from RefSeq and is a predicted model, not a curated record. The transcript is spliced from 2 exons. Gene Ontology annotation, cellular component: membrane. Lineage: Eukaryota; Metazoa; Mollusca; Bivalvia; Myida; Dreissenidae. Gene Ontology annotation, molecular function: hexosyltransferase activity.